Molecule: messenger RNA, 1317 nt
Organism: Protopterus annectens (West African lungfish)
Lineage: Eukaryota; Metazoa; Chordata; Ceratodontiformes; Protopteridae
Product: zinc finger protein 664-like
Exons: 1
Coding region: 1-1317 (438 amino acids)
Source: RefSeq, a predicted model, not a curated record
AUGUCUAUGCAGAAGGAUCAUGGAAAUUCUGACUGUAUCAGCAGCUUCGCAGACAGAACGAGAUCUACAAGAUACAACGUAGUUCAGAAGAAGAACAAGCUGUGUAACAACACAGAACAUGACAGAGCAUUUAGCCAGGAGAAUGAACGACAAAUGAAUCUACAAAAUGAUAAAGUAGAGAAGAGUUUCAGAUUUCCUGGUAGAUUUUUAAAAUAUCAUCAAACUUAUGGCAGGAAGAGAUCUACAAAGAUGUACCAUACCCACAUCAUAAGCAACCCUAAAAUGUCUGAAGGAAUUAAAGAGCUGGAUGAAAAGGAAGUCAGCCUGGUAACACAUGAGAAUAUCUUAACUGGAGAAAAACAAUGCAGCUACACAGAAGACAUUAAAAGCAUUUUACAGCAGGUCUGCCCUGCAGUACAUGAGAAGGUAGACACAGCGGGUGACAACCCUAAACAUUUGAGUAAAUUAAAACAGGAGAAGCAAUUUAAAUGUGCAGUGUGCGACAAGAUUUACAAAAGAAAGCACAGCCUCCAAUACCAUGAGAAAACCCAUACUUCUGACAGGCCGUACAAGUGUGCCAUAUGUAACAAAUGUUUUAGAACCAAGGGCCAUCUUACAAACCAUGAGACAACUCACGUUGAUGACAGGCCAUAUAAAUGUGUCAACUGCGACAGAAGUUUUACACUAAAGAGUUCUCUCACCGUGCAUGAAAGAAGAAUCCACACUGGUCAUAGACCAUAUAAAUGUACUACAUGUGACAGGGGUUUUUUAUGGCAAUGUCAUCUAACAUACCAUGAGAAAACUCACAGUGAGAAGGAGCCAUAUAAAUGUGCCACAUGUGACAAAAAGUUUAUAUGGAAGUGCCAUCUUGAAUACCAUGAGAAAAAUCACAGUGAGGACAUUCCAUUUAAAUGUGCCACAUGUGACAAGAGUUUUAAAAACAAGAGCCAACUCAUGUGCCAUGAGAAAACCCACAAUGGGCCAUAUAAGUGUAAGACAUGUGACAAGAGAUGUAGAUGUAAGAGUGAACUCACGAAUCACGAGAGAGCCCACAAUGAUGACAGACCGUAUAAAUGUGUCACAUGCAACAAAAGCUUUAGAGUGAAAAUAACCCUCACAUGCCAUGAGAAAAUCCACACUGGUGAUAGACCAUAUAAAUGUGCCACAUGUGGUAAAACUUUUACAAGGAGCUUUGCCCUUGCAUCCCAUAAUAAAAUCCACACUGGUGAAAAGCCAUAUAAGUGUAAAACAUGUGGCAAGAGCUUUAGGUGGAAGAUGACCCUGAUACGCCAUGAGAGAGCCCAUACUGGUGUCUGA